AUGGACAGCAGCGGCGGCGACUACCCGACCACCACCUCGCCGGCCACGCACCCGAACCCGGACGGGCACGACUGCGACACCAAGGAGGUCUGGACCAAGGAGAAACAGGAGUAUUGCUGUUCGAAAGAGAAUAAGGGUUGCAACAUGGACACCAGCGGGCAGACGGACUGCGACACCAAGGAGGUGUGGACAACGCAGAAGAAGGAGUACUGCUGCUCGAAAGAGAAUAAGGGUUGCAACAUGGACACCAGCGGGCAGACGGACUGCAACACCAAGGAGGUGUGGACAACGGAGAAGAAGGAAUAUUGCUGCACGCACGAGAACAAGGGGUGCGAGAUGAACAGCAGCGGGGACCGACGGGGCUUUUGA
Prorocentrum cordatum is the source of this 369-nucleotide messenger RNA. The record is from the annotation of a GenBank genome assembly. NCBI's taxonomy places the organism in Eukaryota, Dinophyceae, Prorocentrales, Prorocentraceae.